This is a messenger RNA of Mollisia scopiformis, 861 nucleotides long. RefSeq lists its product as uncharacterized. The record is from RefSeq and is a predicted model, not a curated record. The transcript has 4 exons. NCBI's taxonomy places the organism in Eukaryota, Fungi, Ascomycota, Leotiomycetes, Helotiales, Mollisiaceae. Bases 1 to 861 code for a protein of 286 amino acids.
AUGAAGCUCCUGAUUCUCACCUUCCUCCUGACUUGGGCUCUAAAUGCAGCCGCCCACGGCGGAAUCUACACCUACAACAUCUCCUCCGUCAUCUACCAAGGCAACCCCUGGCACAUCCACGACUACGGCCCCUUCUACGGUUCAGGCAACGCCUCCGGUAUCCCCGCCGGCACCCCCUCCAUCCAACGGCGCUGGUACUUCUGGCCGCUCUACAACCUCUCUUCCCCCAACAUGACCUGCAACUUCGACGGCUCCUUCUCCCCCACCACGCCCUCGCUGCACGCGCCCGUCCGCGCCGGCGAGACAAUCACUGCUUCUUACAACGUUGCUAAUUUUAACUUAACAGCGGUGGAGAGGGAUCAAUGGUACCACCAAUACGGCCCCCUGCUCAUCUACAUGGCGCGCUGUCCGGGGCUGUCGUGCGCGGGCUGGAACGGUGAGGGGGAGGUCUGGUUUAAGAUCGCGGAAUUUGGACUCGUGCCCGGAGCGAAGAAUUUGAGAGGGCCGUGGAUGCAGGGGGUUUUGUUGAUGGGGACGAGCAGUCCAGGGGUGGAGGUUCGGGUCCCGGGGGCAUUGAAGACGGGAGCGUAUUUGGUGCGGCAUGAGGUGGUGAAUUUACAGAGUAAUCGGGCGGAUGGGGCGCAGUUUUAUGUGUCGUGUGCGCAAGUUUUUGUGGAAGGAGGGGAAGGGGGGAAAGUUCCGGGAGAGAGGUUUUCGGUUGCUUUUCCGGGGGCGUAUAAGUCGAGUGAUCCUGGGCUCCGGAUUGCGGGGAAUGAGAUUUCGGAUGGGGAGUUGUUAGAGGAGUAUAAUACUACGGAUUAUCAAUUCCCUGGACCGCUGGUUUGGGAUGGUGAGGGUUAG